Xenopus laevis (African clawed frog) is the source of this 1475-nucleotide messenger RNA. RefSeq lists its product as uncharacterized. Bases 371 to 1264 code for a protein of 297 amino acids. NCBI's taxonomy places the organism in Eukaryota, Metazoa, Chordata, Amphibia, Anura, Pipidae. The record is from RefSeq and is a predicted model, not a curated record. The transcript has 4 exons.
ACAGGGGUCUGGAUUUUGGCUCCCCAUAUGAGGAAUUGACACAUUGAGGGCUUGAAAAGUUAACUGACUCCAAGGCUGAAUGAGCAUGAGAACUGGAAUACCAAUGUUAAGGCAUAACUGAUGUACAACAAGUAACUGGAUUUCUGUGCUGCUGUUAUACGUGGAGUUGAGUCGGGAGCCAAAAUAAUAAAAAGGAAGUUUCCACUGAGUUUGUUCAGGCUUUGGUUGCAUAAAAAAGUCUACAAAAUGCACUUCCUCUCCUGGAAAGCCAGAUUAAAACUUUCAGAAUGACCAUGACAUUUUAGAUUUCAACACAGGUUUAUAUACACUGUUCCUCAUAAUAUCAGACAUUUCUCUAACAGCAGCUGUCAUGGACCAGUUGGAGAGUGAAAAGCAGACAAUUCUGAGUUACACCCUUGAGCAAAGCCAUGGUUACACACGUAUUUUGGUGCAGCUUUUUGGGUCAACAGGACAUGGCAAGUCCUCGCUCAUUAACUCCUUCAUCUAUGCCCUGAAUGGGGGCAAGUUUCAAAUGGCCGCUCAGGUGCAUCUGGAUGAAGGACAAGAAAGCUUUGGAGGACUCACCACUGUCAGAAAAUCCCACCAACUCACCGAUUCCAUCACAGUGGUAGACAACCGAGGGUUCGGGAAGAUGGAUGAUUAUGAGACCGGGGAGAUUUUUGUUCAGCUCGCCAAUAUUCUGCAGCUGGAUGAAUCAGUGAAAUUUGAAGACAAUACCUUUGAGAACAACGUUGAUAGAGUGACUGGUGCAGAAAUGAAUUGCACAGACCUCAUUGUCCCAUUAUAUGUCUAUAGUGCAGAAUCCAGAUUUGAAGAGCAAAGAGGUGAAGAAAUAAGACAAUUUCUAGAGACUGCAAAGAAAAUGACAGGUAUGGUUCCCAUUGUGGUCCUCACAAAAAAGUAUUCAAGUGGAUACAAAAAUGUAGAGGACAAUUUAAAAUCCAUGGGCAUAGAGUGCAUUAUUGGGGUAGAAAAUUACACUCCUCAAGACUACGUGAGAACCCCAGGGAAGGACAAACAGUUUCUUACAAUCCUACAGAAGGUCUUGGAACUCGUGAAUUUCCAUACAACAAAUGGAAACGUCUAUGAUCCAAAGGAGGAACAUAGAAAACGUCUAAAAAUGUUACUAAUGAUGGCAAAGGAAAGAGAGGUAGCAAAACUCAGCAAGGAUGAAAAGAAAAAUGUAAAAGAAGAGUUAAAGGAUAAGAAUCCCCCUGAAAAAAACUAUUGUUUUGUAUCUUAAGAACAUCCGUGUUUGGUUCACAAGGUUGUGUCAAAAUGUUGUUUGUCCAGGUCUAGUAACCCACAGCAAGCUACCAAAUGUUGUUUUUUUUAUUUGCAAUUUUAAAUUUGACCAGUUAAAUUCAACUGAUGAUGGAUUCCUAGACCUGGUCAAACUCUCCAAACCUGAUGUCAGUUUUUUUUUCAUCCAAUAAAGUUCAUUGAUAUCCUGA